GUUCAUGUUCAUGAUGGAAGAAGGGAGAAAUUGGAAGGCUUCAUGAAGACAUUAAUUAAAUCACCGCCUUUAGAUGGAAACUAUGGUGUAUAUGCUCUGGACUGCGAGAUGUGUUACACAACCCAUGGCUUGGAACUAACUAGAGUGACAGUGGUCGAUGCUAAGCUACAGGUCGUCUAUGAUACAUUUGUUAAACCAGAUGGUGAAGUUGUAGAUUACGAUAUAAGGCUCUCUGGAGGAAUGGAGGAUGAUCUGAAGAAUGCCACAACAUCUCUUCGGGAUGUACAGGCAAUAUUACUAAACUUGUUCAGUGCAGAUACAAUUUUAAUUGGACACAGCUUAGAAAAUUACUUACUUAUUCUCAAGCUAAUUCAUGACACAGUAGUGGACACAUCAGUAGUGUUUCCUCAUCAGCUAGGUUUGCCUCACAAAAGAGCACUUAGAAGUCUGAUGGCUGACUACCUUGGGAGAAUUCAAGAUGGUGUCGGUGGUCAUAAUUCCAGGGAAGAUGCAGUUGCUUGUAUGGAACUAAUGCUUUGGAAGGUCAAGGAAGACAAUAAAUGGAGAAAAUGGUGA
This is a messenger RNA of Pterocles gutturalis (yellow-throated sandgrouse), 576 nucleotides long. Its product is annotated as putative exonuclease GOR-like protein. The annotation marks the transcript as partial. Gene Ontology annotation, molecular function: nucleic acid binding; exonuclease activity. Gene Ontology annotation, cellular component: nucleus. Lineage: Eukaryota; Metazoa; Chordata; Aves; Pterocliformes; Pteroclidae. The record is from RefSeq and is a predicted model, not a curated record. The transcript is spliced from 5 exons.